This is a messenger RNA of Taeniopygia guttata (zebra finch), 7085 nucleotides long. Lineage: Eukaryota; Metazoa; Chordata; Aves; Passeriformes; Estrildidae. The record is from RefSeq and is a predicted model, not a curated record.
UUUUUUUUCCCCCUAUGACUUCUUCUGGAAAUUUGGAUUUGUGAAGAUGUUUCUUCUACUGAAUCCAGACUCUUUCUAAAGAUAUGCCUCCUGUAGCCAUCUCUCUCUGGCAAUCUACAGUUUUCCCAGCCUGAAGUCCCUAGAAAACCAAACCAUGUGAUCCUUUGUGGUUAGCCAAGCCACACCCACUCCUUUUUUUAUGAUCUGUAAUUGUGACCUGUCUCUUUUUUUCACUUAGAAUUUUGUUUCCUUCUUAGUCUUGGUAGCGGGUCAAAGUGCCAAUUAUUGAGUAGUUAUCCAAGGUUGCAAGAGUUUUGCAUAAUGGUAACACCUUAGGCAGUUUCAUGUAGUUAAACAUUGAAAUGCAUUAUUGUUAUAAGUUAUUGUCAUUCUGAAAUACUACAAUUAUUGUGUGGUUACUUUACACAAGAAGAAACAUCUACACAAUAUCUGAGGUCUCUGAGGUGUAAAAGAAUGAGUUCAGGCAGCAUAAAGCUUAAUUAUUGUCUUUAAUAAGAAAAUCAAAAGGGAAUUAAAUAAUUUGAAGACUAUCUUCUUUCCCCUUUUAUCAUAUACUAGGUUAUGAUAUUAUGUGAACAAUAGAAAGAGAUUAUUUUUCUACCCAUCAGAUUAUAUGAUGUUUUCUAGCUUUUCUUUUAAAAAAUGUUUCAUUUUAUGCUAAGUUUUAAAAUCUUCUGGUUCAAAUUUUGAAGAUGAAACUAUGCACAAGUUCUAUUAGAUCUGUGGAAAAGAUCAAAUAAAUGGAAGAAACAGGCAAAACUUCUAAUCCUUAUUGAUUUGUGGAUCCCAGAAGCUUACCAGAGGGGUUUGUACCAGUGUGUAGCAAACUUUAACUUGAGACUUACUUUUCAUACUUACUGAUAUAUUGCGCAAUAUUUUUCAACAUUUUGUUCAAGAACCUAGUUAAUGCUAUCUUCAAGACUAAAUAGGAGAUUAAGGAAAGCCAUACAACUAUACAAGUUGCCUAUUUCAAAAUUUUAUCAUACUUUCUCUGAGCAGCCUUGCUGAAUUUUUCAGUCUGCACUUGUCAGCUCAAAAAGUUUCUGCAAAAUCAAGGUUAUUGAUUGGAAUCAAUGUAUGUUAUAAUCCUGAAAUAUAAAGAUUUAACGCUAUCUGUGGGCUUCUUAAGAACUGAAUUAAGCUUCAAGAAACUGAGAGUUACAGGCAUGGACACUCAUUUCAGUUCAUUUUCUAAUGAGCUCAUUUUAUGUGUGUGGGGGUUAAUAAAAGAAAAUGUGGCAAAUACAAUCUUGCAUGAUUCACUCUUGAAAAAUAUGUAGAUGACAAUUGGUCUUUUUUUCUGCAGUGGAUUGUAAUAACUUCAGCUUCCAACAGGAAACACAGGAGCAGUUUUACAGGGCAUCAGUGAAACUGCAGCAUUUUCUUUCCUUACCUUCCUGAGCAGCCACCUCUUGACUUCUCUGUGCAGUUCCAUGCAACAUUUCUGCUCCAGUGUGCUGCAUGUGCAGAUACUUCAGCAAGACUUGGAAGUAGAGCAGCUAUCAGAGGCCAAGGACCAUGCCUGUGUGGUUCUGUUAUCUGUUUAGGUUUUUUGGGCAGAGAAGUGGAAACAGAAAAAUUUGGUAAGCAUCAUUUCCAGCAGCAUGGUUCUGUGAAUCUUACAGUGGAAGAGUUAAAGUGACAAAAAAAAGAGGGAAGCAAUUUGAAAUGCAUAACUUUUAUGUUUUUUUCAGCCGAUUCUGACAGUUUCAUAUGUAUAUAAAAAAUUGCAGUGUUACUGAGUUAUACUAUUGAGCAGUUAUUUAUCCACCCAUUUUUUCAGAUGUAGCUGGUAGUUGAGACUUUAAAAUGAGUUACUUGAUGAAACAAUCUAACUUCACUUGCUGCUUGUGUGCAUUGGAAUUUCAUUUCUUUAUUUGUUUUAUUGCUUCCCAAUUCAUCCACCUGGUCCUGUCUGGUUAAAAGGAAGUUAGUGCUGUUCUAUUUCUUAUUUUUGCAUAGAAUCACUUGUUAAGUUUGCAAGUUUUGCAACAGUUAAAGACCCCUGAAAGCUCUUGAUGUUCUCAUGCCCAUCAGUGAGGGUAUGAUUUAUACACUUAAAAUUACCAGAAUUAAGAUGAGUUGAGCCAUGAAGUUGCCUAUUAAUAACAGUGAUUAUGAUGCAACUUAAGAAAAGAAAACAAAAAGAAAGACCAGGGCUUCAUGUGAGAGAAAUCUGUGUCCAGCUGAAUAAGUCUGGACCCACCAAGAGCAUUAGACUGAGCGUGAGCCUUUGAACACUGGGCAGUGUGUUUUCUUGCUGCUAGGUGAGAGCAGUGGAAAAACUGAACUAUACUGAGGCAAAGUAGUUUCACAAAAGCUUGGGCUGAAGUUCACAAGGAGAGAAAAAGCAAGGAAGCUGUUCCAAUACUGUGUAUUUUUAUCUUUUCAGUACAUGUGAGCAGUAGCUGUUUACAUAAAUCUUGCUUGAUCUCCUCUGAUACAAAUACCAUUGCAAGAGCUGCAUCUCCACUUAAGAUGACAGGUAUUAAGUUUGAUUGUUUUGAGCAGAUGAGGAAAUCUGUUUUUGUAAGGAAGGCUUCAGGCCACAGGAGUGGGAAGCAAAGAAGAUCAUUUUUAGGAAGGUGUGAAGCAAAUGAUGAAUGUGCAUACUGGGGGUGGAAAGGGUUCCUGGCACACCCUUGUCCAGAGUGUGUGUCAUCUGCUCUGACAAAAAAACAGGGCUCGUUUUUUGUCUGUUGCAGGAACAGAUGUCUUGAAAACACAGCCCAAUGUUCUUGCUGCCUGGCCUCAAGCUAAACAGCACAGGUAUUGCUAAGCUGGUUUUGGGAUUUUUUUGUGGGUUUGUUCUUGUUGUUAUUUCCCCACCCUCGCCUCUCAGUGGAGACACUAAUUUGGAUUUCUCAGCUGUCCCAUCCUCCCCUGCACUCCCUGAUCUUUCAAGAGCUUCCUAACAGGAGCUGUUAAUUGGUUGGAGGCACCAGAAUUUCUCUGGGGAAGGAGAGUUACUCUGACACUGUGAGAGGGAGAAUGUAGCUUACAGCACAGCUGGAGUGAACAAAGACUGGGAAAUGUGAGCAAAUGAAAUUCCCAUUCUGUGUUUCUGUUCAGUUCAGAAAAAGAGAACUUUGCUAACAUGCAUUAUAAAUAAAGUGUGUAGGUUUUUGCCUCCUGCUGUCAUCUGUUUUGUUGGGACUUGAAGAUUGAUGAGCUUUUUAGGUUGCAUAGACAAAGUACUGGAAUUGGACUUGAACUUCAGAUUCUGUUUCUAGAUUUGUUCAUAGCUUAUCUGUGACUCUCAUGAUCUUGCUUUAUCUCUCUGGGCCUAAUCAACCCUGAUGUUUACUUUUUGAAAGAGCUUGAAGGUUGACUAAUGAAAGUCAAGUUGUAGAUGGCAGGUGUGACUAUUUCUGUGCUGUUCUUUCCCUGUAUUUUAUUUCUACUCCUCUGCUCUGCUCCCUUCAUUAGAAAAGAGGGUUUUCUGAACUGUCUAAACAUCUUCCAUCUCUGCCAAGGAGCUCUUGUGACAGUAUUUGUCAGAUAAUAAUGAGUAAGGCUUGCAUGGAGAGGUGCUGUUCACGUAUAAUGAAGAUAUUGGAACUAGGAAAACUGAUUUUCCCCAAAACAACUUGCAGAAAGCUUCUCUAAACACCUGCCUCUACCUGCUUGAUCUCACAAUUACUUUAUUUGUAUUUUAGUCCUUAAUCUGUGCACAUAAGUCCUGCAAGUCACACACGUUGAUGGAGUUCAUUUAAAUUCUAUCACUCUGCAUUACAAUGAAUUGUAGCAUCCAUCACUUUCUCUUCCUGCUAGUAAUAUAUAGUCAUCCCAGUCAUCUCAAAAUAAAACCAGUUGGUAUAUCUAACCUUAUAGAGAUUUACCAACUUUUUGGCAUCACUGGCAUGCAGUGAGAACAGAACUAGAAAAAGCAUGAGCUCUAGCUAUUAGGAAGAAAAGUGACUGCUGUAAACAUUCCUCUUUUUGUUUUCCCAUUGCUUUCAUUGUUGUUUGUUCUGUUUGGGCUGUUUGGUUGGACAGUUUUGCCUGUUUUGGUGUUUUAAUGCAAGGCUGUUUAGGUGAAAGCAAUGCAGACCUUACACCAGUGCUGUGGUGCUCUAUGUCCUGAUGGUGUGGGAGCUACCAAGGCCUGGUGCCCUUUCAGUCUCCCUGGUUUGUGAAGUGCUGUGUAAUCUUGGCAGUGUUCUGCAGUCAGCUGCAGAAGAGCUGAACAGAGACAAGAAUUUCAUAAAUUAACCAUAGCACAUACCAUUUUCUCACUGAAGUGUCAAAAAGAAGUAAUUAAUGUUGUACAGACAGUUUUACUUCUGGCAUUUCCUAAUGUUUGAGUAUUUGCAGCCUCAGCAUUCUUUUUGACAGUUUUCCAGAGCAGUAUCUAUUAGCCCAGAUGCUGCACUUGGAAUGUCAGAAGCUGUGGACAGAACAGAAGAUUUGAGCUUUGUUCAGAUGAAUUUGCCAGGGACAGGGGUUUAGAGACAGCGUAGGACCAACCCUUUCUUUCCUGGAGGACAGUAUGGUUAUUGCAAAUAUAUUUGAUAUAUAUUGCAACUGAUUCCUGAGCACUGGAAGAAAUUUCUGGAAUCCAGCUCAGAUGAGUUACUGUGUAAGGAAGGAUUUUUAUCUCCAGGGAAGUGUUCUUGCCCUUGUUAACAGUGGUUGAGAUAGGUGCCUUGAAUACUACUGAAGAACUUAGAUGAGUUGAAUAAAAUGUGAAAAGAGCUUUAAAAAUAUGCCUGAUGUCCUUUUUGCCAGCUGGCAAGUGACAUCAGUGGCUUAUGCAAGGGGAGUUGUGAGGAUGAGUUGAGUUUUUUAAGACAGCAAAUCUUGAGACAGAAUGACAGCCUGCCGGGACAUUUCUGCUGUGAGAGGAGCAGCAGCCUCAGAGAAAGCACAGGAAAGACAGCAGGUGUGGGGUGGAACCAACAAUUAAGUUCCCAAGUCUGCCUGUCCACCCACUGUACUACAAGGCUGCUGGCUGCCUCCUUUUACCUCUGCCCCAAGAGUUCUACCUGAUGAGUGUUCCUGCUCUCAUCUGACAGCUGCAGCUUUGUACCGGAGUUCUUGGCAUGUAUGUAUGUAGUCAGUAUUUUGAGUGACACAUUCUGUCAAACUGAUUGCUCAAAGGGAUGUUUCUGGCUGAGGUUCCACCUUCUCUGACCCAGCCUCUGCUGGAUCUUAAAAUAGUAGUAUCAAUUAGCAUAUUGCAACAUAGUGAUGUAUUAAAUAACACUCAAAAAUGGAAAUAAUCCUCAUUUUCUUGGAUCACGAAGAGUGGUAGGAAAAAAGGGAGGUGAAAAUUCAGAGAUCUUCAAAGUGACAGGGAAGAGUUAAGAAGAACAAUUUCAACAGACAGAUUUGUAGCAAUUUUAUAAUACGAGUUUGGAAGUGUGAAAUGAUGAUAAGUGUAAUUCUUAUAUCCCUGGUUUUGUUUCUUCUGAGUGCACAGUUCCUGAAUUUGCAAUGGAAGAGUCGUGGAUUUCCUCCUGGACCAACUCCAUUUCCCAUCAUUGGAAGCAUCUGGUGGAUAAACUUUAGAGCUGAUCAUGGGAGCCUGAAAAAGCUGGCAAAAACCUAUGGCAACAUCUGCACCCUGUGGAUGGGUCACAGACCUGUGGUGGUGCUCUAUGGGUUCCAAGCCGUGAAGAACGGUCUCACCAACAACUCGGAGGAUGUUUCGGGGCGACUGCAGACCGUCAUUUUCAAGAAAAUGUCAGAUGGAAAGGGUAUCUUGGUCUCAAAUGGUCUCAUCUGGAAACAACAGAGACAUUUUGGAAUUGGAACUCUCCGAAAACUGGGAAUGGGGAAUAAAGGAAUGGAGCGUGGGAUACAAACUGAGGCCCGUUACCUGGUGGAGUUCUUCAGAGACAAGGAGGGAGAAGCUGUGGACCCUUCCUUCCCCAUUGUCCAUGCUGUCUCCAAUGUGAUUUGUGCUGUGGUUUUUGGACACCGUUUCUCCCUAGAAGAUAAAACUUUCCGCCAGCUGAUUGAAGCCUUCAAUCAUAUAGUGGCUUUUGGGAACAGCUACUUUUAUUAUAUAAGUGAAGUGUUCCCGUGGUUUGUAGAGCACCUCCCAGGACCUUUACGGACAGCAACAAUUUCCCGGGAUUUUGUUCAUUCCUUUGUAAGGCAGGAAAUCAAAAGCCACAGGGAAAAAGGCAGAACAGAUGAACCAGAAGAUUUCAUUGACUUUUACCUGAAGCAGAUAGAGAAAACUAAAAAUGUCCCCAAUUCUACGUUUGAUGAAGACAACAUGGUGCAGUCUGUUUUUGACCUUUUCCUGGGUGGCUCAGAGACCACAGCCACCACUCUGCGCUGGGCUCUGCUCUAUAUGUUGGUUUACCCUGACAUCCAAGACAAAGUCCAGAGAGAACUGGAUGCUGUUCUGAGUCCUUCCCAUCUCAUCUGCUACGAGGAUCGGAAGAAGCUGCCCUACACAAAUGCUGUGAUUCAUGAGAUUCUCCGCUUCAGCAGCAUUGUGUUGAUCACACUUCCCAGAGAAGCUGUGAAGGAUACCACUCUUUUGGGGUAUCAUGUUCCAAAGGGCACUCUAAUCAUGGCAAAUGUAGACUCGGCUCUUUUUGACCCUGCCUAUUGGGAAACGCCUCACCAGUUCAACCCUGGCCAUUUCUUGGACAAGGGCGGAAAUUUUGUGACCCGAGAGGCCUUCUUAGCCUUCUCAGCAGGUCACCGUGUUUGUCUGGGAGAGACAAUAGCCAAGAUGGAGCUUUUCAUCAUGUUCUGCAGCCUGUUGCAGAAAUUCAAGUUCACUGUACCAGAAGGAGUUAAGGAAAUCAACACAGACAUUAUCUUUGGGAGCACCAUGAAACCCCAUCCAUACAAGCUCUGUGCAGUUCUGCGCUAGGUUGCUCAGCAUUGGAGAUUUAAGGGGCACAGGUUUGGUAGUGUGCUAGGAUUUGUGCAGCUUUGUGGUUCUCAUUUUUAGCUCAAAUUCAGUGCAAAUCUCUCCUUGUUGUAUGUCUUAGAAGCGAGCCCUGAAAAAUAUUCUGGUUUUCCUGUGUCUGGAAAGCAUCUGUAUUUCUUUUUUUUUUCCGCUGUGUUACAAAUGAAAUAAAUGUAGACAAUUA